GAAAGCGAAAUCGCCUCUUGCGUUCAUGUGCAACUCUAUUUUCUACACUGAUGUGUUUGUAUUUGAUCAUUUCAUCCUUCUCUAAUCUCUAUACAUGUGCAGGUGCUGUACCUACAAGCAUUUGUUCUGGUUAUACUCAUGGGGAAACUCUUCAAGAAGGUGUUCUUUGGCCAGCUCAGAGCUGCUGAGAUGGAGCAUCUAAUAGAAAGAUCAUGGUAUGCUGUGACAGAAACCUGCCUGGCAUUCACCGUGUUCAGGGAUGACUUCGGUCCUCGGUUCGUGGCCAUGUUCACACUGCUUCUCUUCAUCAAAUGUUUUCAUUGGCUGGCAGAGGAUAGAGUCGAUUAUAUGGAGAGGAGUCCAGUCAUCUCUUGGGUGUUUCAUAUGAGAGUUAUUACCCUUCUUGUGGUCCUUGGCUGCUUUGACUUGGUGUUUAUCAACUAUGCGUAUCAUAGUACUUUAACCAAGGGAGCUUCCGUUCAACUUGUCUUCGGGUUUGAGUAUGCGAUCUUAUUGACUGUGUUAAUCAAUGUGUUCUUCAAGUAUGUCUUGCACACCAUUGAUCUACAGAGUGAGAAUCCAUGGGAAAACAAAGCUGUGUACAUGCUUUACACUGACCUCAUUAUGGGUUUUAUCAAAGUGUUUCUUUACACAGCAUUUGUGGCCAUCAUGAUCAAGAUCCAUACAUUCCCUCUUUUUGCCACCAGGCCUAUGUACUUAGCCAUGAGGUCUUUCAAGAAAGCUGUACAUGAUGUCAUUAUGUCUAGAAGAGCCAUCCGUAAUAUGAACACACUGUACCCCGAUGCCACCGCCGAAGACCUUGCCAACACCGACAGCAUCUGCAUCAUCUGCCGAGAGGACAUGGUGGCAGCGGAGCCCGGUGCACCGGCAGGAGGCUCCGGAAGCUGCAAGAAGCUUCCUUGCAACCACAUCUUCCACAGCAGCUGCCUCCGCUCGUGGUUCCAACGUCAGCAGACCUGCCCCACCUGCAGAAUGGACGUUCUCAGGCUUUCCGUGGUGGCCGCGAGCCAGAGGCUCAGGCAGGGGCAGCAGCAGCAGCAGGGGGUGGGGCAGCAGGGACAGGCGGGGGUGGGUCUGGGACAACAAGGCAAUGGACAAGUGCCACCUGUACCAGGGCAAGGUAUGCCCCCUUUUCCACCAGGCUUCCAGUUUUGGCUUCCUCAAUAUCAGGGAGGAGUGCCCCCCUUUCCUCAGCCCCCUGUACCCCCUCAACCGUCAUCAUCCUCAACUACUCAACCAGGAACUUCAACAUCAACGCCAUCCACUACAGCUUCACAAGCCACAUCACCUGGAACACCAUCAUCAGCAGGUGCAAGUGCAGCCACGCCCACAUCCUUGGGUACAUCUCUACCAAACUUCCCUCCACCUCCAAGCAUGGGUGCUCCUGGUAUGGGUAUGUUCCCCCCGAUGAUGCCUCCAUUCAUGAUGCCAUUUGGCAUGUCACCUCCAAUGCCCCCACCUAACUUCAGCGGUCUGUCUGAUGAAGAGCUUCGGGCCAUGGAAGGCAUGGAGAGACAGCACGUCCAAGCCAGGAUUGAAUGCCUCCAGAACAUCCAGGCUCUCCUCGAUGCUGCAGUCAUUCAGAUGCAACAGUACAGUACCAUCGUCUCAGGAUUAGGUGUACCUACCGUUCCUGUCACACCAGCCUCCACCAACACUACAUCAGCCACCUCCACGGUCCCCACCCCUACAGUACAGACAGAGGCAUCAGCUGCCCCGCCCACCACACCCAGUGAACCAGAGACAUUAACAUCGACAGCUGAAGCCAACGCCAGCGAGUCAAGCAAUGAUUUAUCAGCCUUAGAGGGCGCCGUUGGCUUCACAUCGCCCGUCAAGGACAUCAAGGAUGAAGAAGUGGAACCGGUGCCAGAGAGUCCCGAGGAACAGGAACGCGACGAGGUCAGGAGGAGACGGUUACAGAGACUUAGUAGCAACACAUCAACUUCAUGAGAUUUCCUUGGGUUACAGAGGUUACAGAGACUCAGUAUUGAAACAUCAACUUCACACAAGAUUUCCUUGAUCAUCUUCUCAUUCCUCCCCUUACGAAGAUGAAUAUUACAUCGCCAUGGCAAUGCUGCAUGAAACUGUUGACAAGAACAGCUUUGGCGUGGUUGCUGAUCUGAUUUGUGAAGUUAUUCUGCUUUUAUUUUUUUUCUUCAGGUAAUCCUGCCUUAGUGAGCAGAGCAUGGAAGAUUUGUGAACAGUAUUUUGAAAUUUAUGUUUAUUUUAAUAAGGAUGGCAGCGUGCUUAUCAUUGCAUAUUGAGCUGAGAUUAUUGGGUAGUUUGUAUUUAUAUCAUUAAUUUUGAGAGUCCAACAUCACAAUAAUAUGACCAUUGUUUCAUUAUAUUUGCCCUAAAAAAAUCAUGAACAACUCUUUAAUGUAAUGAAUAACCAUUACAUUUGCAUUACAUUUUAGGCUUAUGCAGACCUGCCAACCAGUACGUUUUAGCCGUAUUUAGUACGUUUUUGCAACCAAAAUACGGCAGUACGUUUUUUCUUUGAAAAAUACUUUUUUUUUUUUUAAAACUAAAUUGUAAUUUAUUGAGAAAAAUAAUAUCUAUAUGUCUCUAUUUCAUAAAACGUGCACAAAUAUGGUUAUUAGAUCAAUGUAAUUUCAGGUAACUUGUUUUUUUUUUCAAUCAUUUUGUUCAAACCAGGGUGAAGAUAUACACAUGUUUUAAUGUUGUUUUUUCAUCUGCAAGAGCAGUGCGCAUUUUAGCUUGCAUGCAGCCUGAGCGCCGCGAUGAGCGAGUGCGCCAAGCAUUUUAUUAUGAAAUACACUUUUUGGGGGAAAAAUACAGUUUUUUUUAUCACAGAAUACAGUUUUUCAUUCCCAGAGGUUGGCAGGUCUGCUUAUGUAGCUUUUGGGCCCACUUAACUUAUAUGCUAGAUGGUGAUGUAGAGGUGUCAUGCUCAUAGAUUUAGAAAUAAGUUCUUGUUCUUUUUAGUUCUUGAAAUAUAGCGAUAUGACUUACAGUAUCUGAUUGGUUAUACAUAAUUUCAUACAUAGACUUAUUAUAAAGGAUGAUAGUUCAUGAAUAUAUUUCAUGGAUUAUAUACUGAAUGUUGUCAUUCAAGCUGAGGGCUAGUUAUUUUGAAUAAAAUUGGACAAUCUCUACCACAUGUACAAGCCAUUAUUUGAUGUUUUCUUCUUUUUCAUUGGUAAACAAUGUUUGAAUAAAUAUUUGAUGAUGAUGAAAUUACUUAUCUACUUAUAUUACUCCCACAUUGACCUCAUGAAGUUAUUAUUGUAAUCUGAAAAAAAAACACAAUGGAUUUUUUUAAAAACUAAUUAUUGCAAGGUAACAAUUUAUGUCACAAUCGCUUGUUAAGGGUUACUUUACUUUGAUAAGUUGUGAAUAACCUGAAAUCAGAAGUAGUGAUAAGCAAACAGGCAUAUAAAUUGUUCCAAAUAAUAGCUUGAAUUACACAUUGUACAGCCUCAGUAAUAAUAAUAAUAAUGACUGGCUCUACUUUCAAGAAACAUCAAAUAUGUUGCCCUUAAAAGAACCAUAUUGCCCUCGUCUAAAGACUCGGGCCAAUAUGAUUCUGUUGCGGGCCACAUAUUUGAUGUUCCCCUCAAGGCCAGUCAAUAUUAUAUAAAUAGUAUUGUUGCUGUUGCAUAGAACAAAUACUUCAGUAUGCUUGCCAAUCAAAUAAAAAGAACGCAUAGGCUUGCAAAGAGAUGACUUGGACUGACCUUUAAAGAUACUUUCUCCUCUAAAAUUCUAUGGCCGGUAUUCUGAUAUCCGGCUUAACUUAGGACAUGGUCUGACUCCGUGAUAACAUUAUGGGAAGCAAAAAAUUUGAAAUUGUAAAAUUUUUCAUGAUUUGAUGGUUAUUCAUGUAUUCCUUUAAAAAACAUUAAUUUCAUCACAUCCAGUGAAUACUAAUAAAAUGUUUAUAAUGGUUGGUUUUUAACAGUAGCUCAAAUAAUAGACAAAAUGCCAAAUGCCGAUAAUAAAACAAUUUCCUACUUAGAUCACUGACAUACUGCUCGGUGAAUAUGGUCUAUACCAUGUCUCUCUUUCCUAUGGGGUAUUGCAAGAAACUCGCAAUCAAUUGCAAGUCAAUUUUGGGUCAAAAAAUCAAUCACAAAUCUGGCAAAUAAUUGCAAAUUUGUACUUGAUUGCUGUUCUGCUUCUUUUAACAAGAAGUUAAAAUUAAUUUGCUCUAGUUACAAGUGAUAUAUCAAUUGCAAGUUUGCAUCAGAAAUUGGCAAUCGAUUGUAAAUGAUUUCUUGCAUUACGAUUGCUGGUCUGCUUCUUUUAACAAGAUGUUAAAAUUAAUUUGCUCUAGUUACAAGUAAUAUAUCAAUUGCAAGUUUGCAUCAGAAAUUGGCGAUCGAUUGUAAAUGAUUUCUUGCAUUACGAUUGCUGGUCUGCUUCUUUUAACAGAAGUUAAAAUUAAUUUGCUCUAGUUACAAGUGAUAUAUCAAUUGCAAGCUUGCAUCAGAAAUUGGCAAUCGAUUGUAAAUGAUUUCUUGCAUUGCGAUUGCUGGUCUGCUUCUUUUAACAAGAUGUUAAAAUUAAUUUGCUCUAGUUACAAGUGAUAUAUCAAUUGCAAGUUUGCAUCAGAAAUUGGCGAUCGAUUGUAAAUGAUUUCUUGCAUUAUGAUUGCUGGUCUGCUUCUUUUAACAAGAAGUUAAAAUCAAUUUGCUCUAGUUACAAGUGAUAUAUCAAUUGCAAGUUUGCAUCAGAAAUUGGCGAUCGAUUGUAAAUGAUUUCUUGCAUUACGAUUGCUGGUCUGCUUCUUUUAACAAGAAGUUAAAAUUAAUUUGCUCUAGUUACAAGUGAUAUCAAUUGCAAGUUUGCAUCAGAAAUUGGUGAUCAAUUGUAAAUGAUUUCUUGCGUUACGAUUGCUGGUCUGCUUCUUUUAACAAGAAGUUAAAAUUAAUUUGCUCUAGUUACAAGUGAUAUAUCAAUUGCAAGUUUGCAUCAGAAAUUGGCGAUCGAUUGUAAAUGAUUUCUUGCAUUACGAUUGCUGGUCUGCUUCUUUUAACAAGAAGUUAAAAUUAAUUUGCUCUAGUUACAAGUGACAUCAAUUGCAAGUUUGCAUCAGAAAUUGGCAAUCGAUUGUAAAUGAUUUCUUGCAUUACAAUUGCUGGUCUGCUACUUUUAACAAGAAUUUAAAAUUAGUUUGCUCUAGUUACAAGUGAUAUAUCAAUUGCAAGUUUGCAUCAGAAUUCGGCAAUCGAUCGAUUGUAAAUGAUUUCUUGCAUUACCCCCUUUUGAAUUAGCCUACCACAGAAUGCUGUUAUGAAAACUAAUGUAAAAUCUUCAAUUGAAAAGUGUUAGCGCUUGUCCUAGUGAUAAAUGGGAUAGGUCAUUUGAGAAAAGUUGCUUAUGAGCUUAUUAUGAAUUGGCUUAUUACCUUAAAACAAUGUGCAAUCAGCAGUAAAAAAAAAAAGCAAAGUAAAUAAUACAUCAAUGUAUGUCUAAUAUGAUUUUAAUAUUGUGAAAAUCUGAACAUGUGCUUUAUUUUGUAGAAUGUGGUGCUGAGAUUCAAAAUAUCUUUCAUUUAGGGGUUUAUGUUAUAUAGAGAAGAGGAAUAUUUCUGUAAGUUAAAAAUAUUAUCAUCAAUCAGAGCUUUUAAAGGUUACUCUUAGAUUUAAAUACAUUUUUGAUGACUGACGUUCAUGUAUUAUUUCAUUUAUGUAAGAAGUUUGUUGUAUAUUUUAUAAUGAUGAUUUGAAUUCUGUGUUAUUAAUUACUAGUAGUGUGUAUAAUAGAAAUGACAACCACACUGCUGCUAUUGUCUAUGAAAACUCAAUUCAUUCAUAUCAGUCUAAUAUCUGAUAUCUUUAACUAUUAAAAUGAUAUAGUUACAUAGGUUUUGGUUAAAGAUUAAUUCCUGCUUUGGUUGAGUUAUUUUCAUUAUAUAUCUCAUUUUAAAGUGUAUAUGUAUAUAAGGGUGAAUUAGAUGGGAUGAAAUUUACUUCCCGAAUACAUGAGUACUUGCCUAAAAUUGAAGUUGAUCCAUCAAAAUAAUAUUCAUACCUAUAUUUGAAGUAGCAAACAUGCAUUCUCAAUAUGAUCUGUCUCUGAUUCCACUAUCAAAAUUUUUUCAAAAUGUGAAAAUUUGAACAAGUAAAUUUGAACUUCCUAGGUUCUAAAUACAUGAAGCUGUAUUUUCCAAAUGUAUAAAAUGUAAGAAUUAUAUUUUUUAAAAGCAGGCACUCUAUAUUUUCUUUCGAAGCAAUAUCUGUGUAUUAUUUUUUGCACAAUUCAUGCAAUAGAAUUAUAUUGAUUGCUGUUUUUUUUCUUCAAAUUAUUUCAAAAGAGACAUUAUUAUUAUUCUUCAAACUCCCUUCUUUUGUGCAUUCAUAUUUUGGGGUUAAAUUCCAUUGCAUAUUAUAUCUAUGUCAAGUAGACUCGCCUAAUUUAUUCCAGUUUAGAAUAGAAUUAUUAGAUUUCUUAUUGGAAAAUGCUACUUAUUUUGCGUGGAGAACACAGUGAUUCAGAUAAGAUGAUGGGCUAUUACAACUUUGAUAUGUGUGAUUAUUAAAAUGAAAAUUUGUUCAGAAUGUUUAUAAAUUGUUUGUAUAAAUGAAUGAAUAUCUGAAUGAA
Messenger RNA from Lytechinus pictus (painted urchin), 6591 nucleotides. Its product is annotated as E3 ubiquitin-protein ligase synoviolin A-like. The record is from RefSeq and is a predicted model, not a curated record. Lineage: Eukaryota; Metazoa; Echinodermata; Echinoidea; Temnopleuroida; Toxopneustidae. The coding region runs from base 139 to 1971 and encodes 610 amino acids. The transcript has 13 exons.